GCAUUUAGUGUUUUGCCUCAGUUUUAUAGUCGAGCGAUUGAAUCAAAGCGGGGUUGAAGAUGGAGUGAUUUUGCCGAAACGAGGUGCAUCAGACGCCAGGUGUUUUCACCCGUUUUCCGGAUUAAAUAAAUACAUACCGUAAUUUAUAAAAAAAAUCCUUGAUCUCAUAACGGGAGGCUGCACUGGACGAAAAAAGGAAUGUGUCAAGAUGCGACCUGUGUCUUCCCUGUGCGGCGCCAUCGUGGUCUUCCUCUCAGCCCUAGGGUGCUAUGCGUCUGGGCAAAAGCAAGAGCUGGGCAUGGUUUUCAAUCGACAUCCACAACCCUUCAUUGCUCCGCUUGGCGAUGAAGUUUUCUUCGAAUGUAGCCUAAAUCUGGCAGCAGAAAAAUUUGCAUGGCGACAUAGACCACUGGGUUCUAAUAAAUGGGAACCGUUUAUUCAAAUACCGAACAGUGGCGGUAAAACUUCCAAGCAUGUGGUCACUUGUGACGAUGAGUCGAAAGCUGGCGACUACAGAUGUGUUGCUUUCUAUGGAACGAGCGGCUUGGCAUCGGAUCCAGCUCGCUUGACUAUAGCAAAGAUAGACAAGUUUUCGGACAAGAGCGACGUCGAGAUUAAAGUACCUGUCGGAAACACGGUGCCAAUAACGUGUCCCGUUCCAUAUUCCGCUCCCGAGCCAGUAAUCCAAUUCUACAAAGACAACAAUCCCAUUCAAAGUGCUACAAUAUCGGGCAGCAGGACUAUGAUAAUCGAGAAUGCAAGAGCCUCCGAUUCCGGAAAAUAUCACUGUACAGCCAACAACUACAUAACAAAUCAAAUGUACCUCAGCAACUACAACACAAUUCUCACCGUUGAGUCAAAUCAGACCCAUCAAAAUCCAUACUUCAUCAAGCAGCCGCAGACUGAAUACAAGGUGCAGCGAGGGAAGAAUAUAAGUCUCGAGUGUUUCGGGGCAGGGAAUCCCGUUCCCUUCGUGACUUGGUCGAAAUUAGGCAGCUCGCUGCCAAUCAAAUCCUUCAAUACGCCCUCGGGAUUGACGAUAGUUAAUGCCCAACCGGCCGAUCGGGGUGAAUAUGAUUGUGUCUGGAGCAAUGGAAGAUACAAAAUAAAGUCGGUGAUUAUUCUGACGGUUGUUGAAGCGCCGAAGGUGGUGAAACCACCGAAAGGCUUGACGUUUGCUGAAGGAGGCGAGCUUGACUUGUCGUGUUCCGUUACUGGACAGCCGGAACCAACAGUUGAGUGGCUGAUCAAUGGAGAGACGCUAGUUCCGAAUAACAAUGUUGAAAUCAGAGGUGCGACGCUCUCGAUUUCGGUGGUGGAAAAGAAACACGCGGGGAUUGUGCAGUGUGUGGCUAGCAAUGAGUAUGGAUCUCAUUCGGGGUAUAAUUUACUCAGGGUGACUCCCAAGCAGCAUGUUGGUGGCGCUGUUGAGUCGAGGGAGGACUUUGGAAUACCGAGUUCUAGGCACAAGCACACAAGAGUUGGCGGUAGGCGUCGAGGAAAGGGUCGCAAGCGCAAAGGACCUGACGUUUUGGUACCGCCCGAACAGCCCCAGGUGACAAGACUUUCCGACAUGUCAGUGAUGGUCAGAUGGUCAGUGCCAGAGAACAAUGGCUUGGAAAUUCAGUUCUUCAAAGUUCAGUAUCGUGAAUUUGGGCCGAAAGUGAAUAAUGGAAAGCAGGCAAAGUGGAUGACUGCGAACACGGAGAUUCCGAAUCAUGUGCGAUCUUUCGAGGUGACAGAAUUGCAGCCAGGUCAUACCUAUCGUUUCAGAAUAGCCGCUGUUUAUUCUAACAACGACAACAAACUCAGUCCAAAUUCUGUCAAGUUUCAUCUGCACCGAAACACUGGCUUCAACGCCAACAAAAUGCCAAUUCCACUAUUCACAAAUACCGAGGCUUUGAGUCCGCACAGAAUUCUUCUCAUUUGGCAAAAUCCUGACAAGUCGGUUGAUAUCGAUGGAUUUUAUGUUUAUCAUCGUGCUUCAACGUCGGCAGGAGAUUAUCUGAAGACGACCGUUGAAGGGAAGAAUUCGUCGAGGAUUGUAAUUUCACAUUUACAGCCAGAUACGACUUAUGAGUUCAAGGUGCAGAGUUUUUCGAUCGAUAUGGCUUCCGAGUUUUCGAAAAUCUUGCGGGAGAAGACGAAGAAGUUGCCGGUGGAUGUUCCGGUGGAGCAGGUUUUACCGGAGAAUAAACCGAAGCCUGUGGAGACCCCGAAGAAUUCGAAUUUGUACGCCAUCAUCGGAGGAGUUCUUGGCGGAGGGAUUCUCCUCGGAGGAAUUGCUGCGAUCACUCUGGCUUACAGGAGGAGCAAGUCGAAACAGAAUCGAGACUCUUCGCAGGAUCAAGCCAAACCAAUGACGAACGGACGUGUGAUGAAUGGGGGAAUAACCGACUCGAAGAUAAACAUAACGUCGAAUCCGCUGGCGGGUCUGGAUGCGGUGGACGAUGCGCUUCAGCCCAAGAGCGGGCAACAGUCGCCGAUGGAAAUGGCAUCGUUUCUUAACGGUCAGAACAACAACAGCAACAGCAGCAGCAUCAUCCACAACAGCAUCGACCCGACCAUCGGGACGGCCCUCAACUCGUCGUCGACGCCACACGAAUCAUCACCACCAUCACCACCACCAGCACCACCGCUCCAUCUUCACCAAGGACCAGUGCCUAUCGAUCAACCCCUGUGAAUCAACUGUUAAACAGCCUCUAGUUUAAUCACAUCCUACGCAUCAGAUUCUUCUUCUUCUUCUUCUUCCUCAGUUUCUUCAGAUUGGCAACUGUCCAUUUCGUCGCCGUCUCCAGACUGCAACUCCGACCCUGGUCAUCUUAUGCUUGGUAUUAUUUUAUUCGCCAGGCCUCACAGAGACCUGUUUCUAGAUCCCCUAUUGUGCCCCCCCCACCCCUAUUAUUCAAUUAAGGGGUGUAACCACUGUAGAGCACGAAAAAAUAGACAUAUUUCGGGAUUUUUUUUUUUUGUCUCAAUAAAGAGAUCAAACAAAAAUUUUUUAAGUGAGAUUUAUAAUACUAAUAAUAAAGUACGGAGAGUUAUUUUUUAAAAUUAAUUUAUAACAAAAUGGCAGCUGCGGAGAAUUUCUCUGUCGGCGCCUUUAUUUUUAAUGUGUCCACGGCCAGAAACUUGACUCCUGCAAGUUUUGAUUUAAUUUAAAAAAUCAAAGUUUUCUCGAUUCUAUAGAACAGCAGCAAGAGGCGUACAUAGGAUUUUUGCGUUAUAUUGAUUUUUCUCGACAUGGUGUACUUUUGGAAAAAAGUUUUAAAUUUCAAGAAAAAAUCGUUACAAAAUUGUUUAUAAAAAAAACUAUGCAAUAUAAAAAAA
Belonocnema kinseyi is the source of this 3330-nucleotide messenger RNA. Its product is annotated as interference hedgehog-like. Gene Ontology annotation, biological process: cell-cell adhesion; axon guidance; nervous system development. The coding region runs from base 209 to 2683 and encodes 824 amino acids. Gene Ontology annotation, molecular function: protein binding. The transcript is spliced from 7 exons. Gene Ontology annotation, cellular component: axon; plasma membrane. The record is from RefSeq and is a predicted model, not a curated record. Lineage: Eukaryota; Metazoa; Arthropoda; Insecta; Hymenoptera; Cynipidae.